AUGGGCAACUGUUGCUCCGGCAAGGGCAGCGAUGCCCCGGUCACCGACAACAACAAGGGAGGAGAAGCAAACGCCGACAACCAACAGAACAAUGCAUCAACAGGAGGAGGUGGAAACAACCCCGGGACAUCCACCCCUACCAAACCUCCGUCCUCCAAGCCUUCUCCGACACCGUCCCCUCCUCGGGCGAAAAAGGCCACCCCGAUCGGCACCGUCCUUGGCCGGCCCAUGGAGGACGUGAAGGCCACGUAUAGCAUUGGAAAGGAGCUAGGACGAGGACAAUUCGGAGUCACACAUUUAUGUACAAAUAAAGCAACGGGCCAGCAAUUUGCAUGCAAAACCAUAGCCAAAAGGAAGCUUGCGAGCAAAGAUGACAUAGAAGAUGUACGUAGGGAGGUUCAAAUCAUGCACCAUUUGGCUGGUCAGCCUAAUAUUGUGGAACUCAAAGGUGCGUACGAAGAUAAACAAUCGGUUCAUCUCGUCAUGGAGCUCUGCGCCGGGGGCGAGCUCUUCGACCGGAUCAUCGCCAGAGGUCAUUACACCGAGCGAGCCGCCGCGUCCUUGUUGAGAACCAUAGUGCAGAUCGUCCAUACUUGCCAUUCCAUGGGCGUCAUACAUAGAGAUCUUAAGCCUGAGAAUUUCCUCUUGCUUAAUAAGGACGAGAAUUCUCCCCUCAAAGCCACCGAUUUCGGUUUAUCCGUUUUUUACAAGCAAGGAGAGGUAUUUAAAGACGUUGUUGGGAGUGCAUAUUAUAUAGCACCAGAAGUAUUGAGGAGGAAAUACGGGCCAGAAGCUGAUAUCUGGAGUGUUGGUGUUAUGCUUUACAUUCUUCUUUGUGGUAUUCCUCCAUUUUGGGCAGAAUCUGAAAAUGGAAUAUUCAAUGCAAUAUUACGAGGGCAUGUUGAUUUUACAACCGAUCCAUGGCCAAGCAUAUCUGCUUCAGCAAAAGAUCUCAUCAGAAAAAUGUUGAAUUCAGAUCCCAGGCAGAGGCUCACAGCCUAUCAAGUCUUGAAUCAUCCAUGGAUAAAGGAGGAUGGAGAAGCACCAGAUACGCCUCUUGAUAAUGCUGUGCUCAACAGACUCAAGCAAUUCAGAGCGAUGAAUCAAUUCAAGAAAGUUGCUCUAAAGGUAAUUGCUGGGUGCUUAUCAGAGGAAGAAAUCAUGGGGUUAAAGAAAAUGUUCAAAGGAAUGGACACUGACAAUAGUGGAACCAUAACCAUUGAAGAGCUCAAGCAAGGGCUUGCAAAGCAGGGCACAAAACUAAGUGAACAAGAAGUCAAGCAAUUAUUAGAAGCUGCUGAUGCUGAUGGCAAUGGAACCAUAGAUUAUGACGAGUUCAUUACAGCAACAUUGCAUUUGAACCGAAUCAACAAAGAAGAACAUCUUUAUACUGCUUUCCAAUACUUUGAUAAAGACAAUAGCGGGUUCAUUACGGUUGAAGAACUAGAGCAGGCACUCCGAGAAUAUAACAUGCAUGAUGGUAGGGACAUCAACGAAAUAUUAUCAGAAGUCGAUUCCGAUAAUGAUGGUCGGAUCAACUAUGAGGAGUUCUCGGCAAUGAUGAGGAAAGGAGCUCCGGAAGCCCAAACCAGGAAGAGACGUACGGAGUCAUUUGUUUAA
Messenger RNA from Neltuma alba, 1620 nucleotides. RefSeq names its product calcium-dependent protein kinase 17-like. Gene Ontology annotation, molecular function: calcium ion binding; protein kinase activity; ATP binding. Gene Ontology annotation, biological process: protein phosphorylation. Lineage: Eukaryota; Viridiplantae; Streptophyta; Magnoliopsida; Fabales; Fabaceae. The record is from RefSeq and is a predicted model, not a curated record. The coding region runs from base 1 to 1620 and encodes 539 amino acids. The transcript has 8 exons.